Molecule: messenger RNA, 1328 nt
Organism: Zootermopsis nevadensis
Lineage: Eukaryota; Metazoa; Arthropoda; Insecta; Blattodea; Termopsidae
Molecular function (GO): calcium ion binding
Source: RefSeq, a predicted model, not a curated record
CCAAAACUCUUGCCUUCUGUAUCAGACUUCAGUACGGCUUGAACUAUCCCUCAGUAGUACAAAAGGUGUUGUGCAGUUAGUACCUUGUCAAGGGUGCCAGCAUGAAAAUGGCACUCUGGUGUUAAUAGGAUCACUUCAUUUCUAUGCAGAGAGCAUAUACUUUCAUAUAUUAUAUACAAAAAUGGGUGAUGUUCCCAAGGAUAUGAUGAAGAAGAAACGUGAACUGACAAAGUCUGAUGUACCUGGGGCCAAAAAAGCUCUAGCAGCUGAUCCCAACUCACUAGAUGCAAAGGAAAAAGUUUGUGGGCACACACUUACCACCACACCAGAAAUUGCAUGUGGCCCAAGUCCUGUUGCAAAAGCAGAUGAGUCUGUGGGAGACACACCAAAAGUGAAAGAGAAAUCAAGAUCAAUUCUCAAACAUAAUGCAAGUGCUGAUGCAGAAAUAGAACCUACACAGACACUUUUGCUGAAACCUGUAGCUACUGCUGAAGUCAGUGAAAAUGAAACUCCAAAACCAAAGCAUACUCUCAAACGUGUUUCAACUACUGAAGAAGUUAAAUGUCUUCCUACACAAUCCACAGUUGCUACCACAGAGGUUACUGAACAAGAACUCCAGGUGAAACCAGUUGCGUUUGUGGAUAAAAAUGUUACACCUAUGUCUUGUAAAAGUAGAAAUGUGGCACCUAAAGCUGCUACUAAGAGGGACAUGGAACUGCUUUAUGACCUGGACAAUGAGAAGUUGGCAGAACUUAAAGAGGCUUUUCACUUAUUUGACCUGAAUAAUGAUGGCUUUAUUGAUAAAGAAGACUUGAAAAACACAUACAUCACUCUCGGAAGAACAGAUAUAUGUGAUGAAGAGAUCCAGUGCAUGCUAUCUGAGGCCACAAACCCCUUGGAUUUUGAUGCAUUUGUGAUUCUUCUUGGAUACAAAUCAAUAGAAUUGGACCCAGAAGAAGUUCUUCUGAAAGCUUUGUCACAAUGGGACUAUGACAACUCUGGUUUAAUCUCAGAAGAAAGAAUCAAGCACGAUCUAAUGAUGUGGGGUGACAGAUUUUCAUCAGAUGAGGUUGAAAUGGCACUGGAAGACGCACCUGUAUUUUAUCGGCAAGAUACCAGAACCUCAAUGAUUGACUAUGUGAAAUUCUGCAAGAUACUUUGUGGCCUCCGUAAAAUGACCAAGAUUCCUUAACCAGGGGAUUAUGAGUCUUAAAAAUAACUGACAGUUAAUAUCAUGAGGCUUAUUUGUCACAACUAUUGGCAAUGUGUUAAUUCUAAUGUCACUGUCACUUUAAAGCAAGUAUUAUGAUUAAAAGUUAUCUUCUGAA